AUGUGGGAUACUGCAUACCUGAAAAGGGUGACGCUAAUUUCUUUUUUUCUUGUCGGGGUUAAGUACUUGGAAUAUUUUUCUAUAAAAAAGGAGCAUAGAAAUGAGCGCACCAAGUCUUUUGCGGAACCUGAAUCAGCUGAGUUAGGGCUCAAUUUUGGGGGGUGCGCCCGUAAACAAAAAACGCUGACCAAUUUUCCAACCGGGUUUCCAUUGCACAGUAGUAACAAUGGUGUACCCGAGAAUUACCCUGAGGAGGUCGCGCUAAGUGCAAAUGGCCAUAUCAAACGACAUCAAAAGGGGGAUGACGACAUAUGCACACUUGACCAAAGUAACCCUACUUUGUGCUACAAUGGGGUGACUUUUUCUGAGGGGGAAAGUUGCGCUAAACCUGUCCCAUCGGCGCUAAUUGGGAUGAAGAACAACAACUGGGCAUGGAGUGAUAAGGACGAUUUUUACAAGAAUGGAAAUGAAAAAAAUGCACUUGUGCUGGGUAGGAACAUUGUGAAGCGGAUUAGCUCUCUCUUUUUUAAAUUGCUUGACGAAUGUGCACAGGUGAAAUAUAAGUUGGCCAAUCUGUUGGACGUUUUUCUCACGAUAGGAGGAACACGCAAGUUGAAUUUGUUGUCCCCCCCAGGAAAUAUAGCGGAUAGUAAUGCGUAUACAUUUACAGGUGAAGAUAAAAUUUACAGAAAAAAUUUUUAUCAUCCUGAUGUGCUUUUUCGAAAUGGUUACAUAACCACAGAAGAACAGUUGUUCCCUUUUCAAUACACCCAUUUUGACCGCGUCCGAAUUAUCAAUAGUGAGGGUAUCACAAAUGGCACAGUCCUUCUGGACGAAUGGUUAGAGGAAGAGACAUAUCAACAGGGCUACGAAUCUAAGUGGGAUAAAGUGAAGUGCAAAAUUGUACCCUUGGGAAAAGACAUCAUGGGUAUGUCGCCGAACAUAUCAGGCAGGAGGUUAUCGGACACAAUGCCGAUUCUCAAUGAGGGCGAUGAGGACGGCGGAGAGCAUCAAGAGAAGGAAGAUAAACGCAAGGAUUACAAUGAAGGAAAGAAAGACUCGCAUUUGGACAAUGGUUAUGCAGUAAUCUAUCACCCGAUUGAGCAAACUAAAAGCAAAAGAAUUUGCAGGAUAUUGUCACCUCAAUGUAUAUACCAAACUAUGGAACAUUUUGGAAACGAGCUAGAAGGAACCAAAAAAAAAGAAACGUGUAUUAAUUGCAGGAUACUGUCAGAAAGGAAUUCCAAAUCGGAUGACAAGGAUAAGGACAAAAAUAGAGACACGGAUAAGGAAACGGAUAAGAACACUGAUAAGAAUAAGGACACGGAUAAGGAUAGUGAUAGUGGUAGUGAUGAGGAUAAAGAUCAAGAGAAAGAUAAAAAUAAUGAACAGAGGGAGAAUGAUGAAAAUGAAAAGAAAUAUUAUAAAAAACCAAUGUGCAGGAUCUUGCAGGAGAACGAUGGGGAACCAAAUCGUUGGAUGAAUGACACGGAUGGAAUAAGAGGAGAGGUGGCAAUUUUAGCAGAGAAGGGUGGUAAAAGUUGUGAGAAGUGCAGACAAUUUAGAAUACUGUUAGAACAGGAUCAAACGUCCUAUCACUGUGCAAGUGGGAAAGGUGAAGAAGGAAGUGUGAAGGAACAAGUCAGUGCUGUAUGUGAUAGGAAGUGUAGACAGCUUGCAAUUAUAGGGGAAGAAUAUUCUUCACCGGAUGAUGAGUAUUCAUAUAUAAAUGUAUACGAUGGAAAUACGUCUGAUGGGAAUGGUUCAAGUAGUAGGAUAUUUAGUGUUCUGGCACAGGAAGGGCCGUCACAAGAUGACACAAAGUCUAAGUCAGAAGGGGGAAAUGUUGGCAGGGAAACUGUAAUUAAAUGGAGUGGAGGAAAUUAUGUUAGGGAAGGUGUAAUUAAAUGGGGUGGAAGAGGGGGAAAUCAGGAAAAGAAGCUUGAUGUGAAUAACAAUUGGAACAGUUCCAAUACUGCGAAACAUAGGCUUAUAGCACAAGAAGAAUCCCAACAAGAAGGUUAUGGGGUCGAUAUGGAUGAUGGGGAUGAGGAUCCUGGUAUAGACGUAGGUGAAUCUAGAGGAACUGUCGACAGUGGAAAAACUAAAAAUCCGGGGGAUAAAUCUGAUGGAAAGAACAAUGGAAAUGAUCAAAACAGUAGGAUAACUAGGUUUGUAGCAGAAGAUGCAGAAGAACAUGAGGAGCCACAAAUAGAUGGAGGAGCUGGAAAUAAAGGGGAUCAAUCUAAAGGAAAUACUUCUGACGGCAAUGAUCCCAAUAGUAGCCAAUAUAGAGUAGACGGACGUGGCCCAAAGGGACAUGGAGGAGCUGGAAAUACAGGGGAUCAAUCUAAAGGAAAGACUUCUGAUGGCAAUGAUCCCAAUAGUAGGCAAUUUAGGGUUCUGUCAGAAGAUACCAGGCCAGAUGGCGAUCUUUUAGAGGUAGACGGACGUGGCCCAAAGGGACAUGGAGGAGCUGAGGAUGAUAGGCAGGAACAAAAGAAGAAUGAAAAUGUCGACUAUAACUGUAGGUUUAGAAGUUUAGCAGAAGAAGACUCAUCAGAAGGUGGUAAUCUCCAAGUCGUGCCAGGUUCAUCACAAGGAAAAGGAACAGGAAGUGGAGGAACAGGAAAUGAACAAGGAAAUAAUGGAGGAAAUGAUAGUGUCAAUAGCUCCCAGUGUAGAAGCCUUAGACUUUUAUCUGAGGAUGUUUCACCACGGGGUUAUAGAAAUUACAACGCAGAUGGAGAGGAACCUGGAGACAGUGUUGCUGAUGCAAGUCCCCCGCUUAUUAGACGAUUUAGGAUCUUAAUAGAUGAUGACCCAAUAAUAGACUAUAAUGAUUUGUAUUUUCAGGGGGAAUGCAUUGGUUCAGGUAUUGGAGGUGGAAAUGGAGCAAAUGGAGGUGGAGGAAAUGGAAUUGGAGGAAGUGGAAAUCCAGGAGGUCAGUCUAAUGGAGAUAACAGUGGAAGUGGUUUGAAUGGUAGGAGAUUUAGGAUUCUGGUACAAGAAGGUUCAUCGCCCACUGAAAAAUUGGAUAAUUUAGAUGGAAGUGGUGAUGAUGAUAGCCAAAUUGUAAAUCCAGGGGGUGGCAAUGAUGGAAAUAACAGUGGAAAUGUUCAGAAUUGUAGACAACAUAGGCUUCUAGGAGAAGAUUACGAUGAUGAUGAUGAUGAUUAUGAUUUAGUGAUAGAUGAUUACGUGGAAGGUAGAGGAAAUGGAAAUCACGCAGAGAAUUCUGAUGGAAAGAACAAUAGAGAAUAUCCGAUAAUUACACAUCCUAGGGUUCUGGCACAGGAAGGUUCAUCACCAGAUGGAAGAGUGGAUGAGUCAGAUGGAGGAAGCAGAAAUAAGGGAAAUACAAAACAUGCGAAAGGUGAUGAUGAGGGAUCGAUUACUACACAAUCUAGUGCUCUAUCGGAUGUGCACAAACAAAAAAAAAUCAUCAAAGGAUCUGAUGAGGCAGUAGAAGGAGAGUUUGGUGGAUCAGAUAGAGGUGAAAACACGAAUGAAAUAAAUGGCGGAAAUAGUACACAUGAUAUAAAUGCUGCACUUUUAUCAAGUGCUGGUUUGUCCUCUAAGGAUGGGCUAGAAAAUAGCCAAGUGGGAUAUCAGGAGGACGAUGAAGAAGAGGAAGCAUAUAAGGGCAAGUAUGACCCCUAUGGUAUGAGUGAAACGACUCAAUCGGUGAAUAAUUUUGCUGAUGGAAGGAUGAAGAAGCAGAGGGGUCUUAUUAAGGGUAGCUCCGGUGAGUGGGGCGAUUACCUGAAGUCGUCUACGUUGUCUACCUACAGGAAUUAUGGGGAUUAUAGAGGUUACUCUAGUCAGGCAGCUUCUCCCAACUAUGCAGACACUCAGUGGCCUGCGAACUACAAGAAUCUGUUUAGCGAAAGCCCGUACAUAUACAGGAAGGGAAGCUACUACUUUAUCAAUCCCAGCCCAUUUAGCAUAAUUAAAAUGAAGCAGCAAGGAGGUGUUCGACCCGAUAAAGGAAGCCGCGAUUACGUGGAUUGCUACGCCACCUGGUUUAGCACCAAGUAUAACUCUGCAAAGGGAAACGAAUAUUCCUAUAGGCAUAUAAAGCAAAUAGAAGAAAUAAUCCCGGGUGCAUUAACAGGCUUUAAAAAUGAUGAUGGGUAUAUGAGAUUAAUGGUGCCUUCUUUUAUCCCAGAAGAUAUGUUUCUGCAUUGCAUUUUUAGAAGUGAGUCGUUUAAUGGAAUGCUGGAUUCCGAGGGUCACAUUAAUCGAACUGAGACAUACCCCGUGAAAAUUUAUUUGAAAAAAAAUUUAAACAAGACGAAAGGAUGUUCGUUUCAAGUGAACGAAGGAAACAUACUUUAUAAGGAAUAUGCGCAGAGGGAGUCAUUCCUGACGAAGAAGAUAAUCAUGAAUGAAAAAAAUAAAAGCAACAACGAGUGUGUGAUAGAAGCGUGGAACGAAAUUGUAGCAUUUCAAUGUGGACCACCUUACAUAAAAGGCACAAGGGAAAAGCACCAUGUAGACGAUUAUAAUUUUACUGGUGGGGAGAAAGAAAACAAUUUGAUCAGCCCAGGUGUAUCCGAAGGAGACUUUUUUAGAACUGAUCCUCCAUACUGUUUUGAGCAUGUAAAUGAAAAUCAGAAUCUGGUGGAUAUUUUACCCAGCAGUUUCCCCUUCCCGAGUUCGAAUAUGUUAGCUGGACAGAUCCAAGGGAACCAUACGAGGUAUAUAAAAUUGGACAAGUACAGUGAUAGUAGAACUAUUGCAUGCUACUGCAACUACUAUAAAGAGAAUAGCAUCCUGUACUCUGGGAAGAUAAUCAUAAGAGUACAACCCAGCCACCACGCGCAGUUGAAUACGAAAGGUGGUCACCUAGCGCAGUCAGAUGCAAGGGGAAAUUUUGUCCAGGGAAUGGACCAGAAGAUGGGCGCUGCUAACGAAGAUAUGAAUCUGUCCCCAGAAAAAAACACCUCACACAGGGGAAAAAACUACGACACGAUUAGUGGUAAUGAAAGGCGCGAUAACAACGCAGGAAGUGCACACGGUGGGGAAAAUAAAGGGGCUGUUUCCUCCGAUUACAUGGCGGACAAGACAAGGAAGAACCCCAUGUCCAAUUUUGACUUCAACAACAAGGAAGGCAUAAACGGCAUUCUGUUCAAAAAUAAUAGGAUGGUGUCGAGCCUAAGUUAUGCUGUCAUCAAGCGCUUCGGUGACAAAUUCAAGGGUGAGUAUGUUGAGGAUCUGCCCCUGGAGGAUGGCUACGGGGGCGAAGGUUACUGUGGUGGAGAUUCCUACACCGACUUGGAUGGGGAACCUGACAUGCAAGAGCAUGACGAUCUGUACAAUGACGCUUACACAGAUGCGUAUGAAGAUUCCUACGAUGAUAUGUAUACCGAAGCGCAUACCGAUCCGUAUAGCAACCUGGAGGGCGAUGUCAAUGGAGACUUUCUUUUCGACUUGAACGACAAAUUCAUGAAUGAAAAGGCACCCUCCAAACAUAAGCCCCUGGACAGAAGUGUGGAUCUGCAGGACAGUAUCGUGCAUGCUGGAGAAUCUCAAACCAUUACUGUGAUUAACAAGUCCAAAAAUGUUAAGUUAGUGCUUCCAAAGGACAGCGGAAAGGAAAAGUCAGACGGAGGGGAUCGGGAGCUGUCCUACCCUAAGGUGAUCUCAAUCGUGUAUGAAGAGAAAGCGAACAAACAUGAGAAGGUGAAUAAAUCGCUCAAACUGUUUAAGGAGUUCUUCCCUCCUGUGCAUAGGGAUCCGCAAGGGAUGGACGCGAAGAAGAACGUCGAGUCUGAAGGAGAGGUGGAUUCUUUAGAGGCGGACAGGGAUAUAAGUGAAAGGGGCAAAGACGAGCUGGUCGAUGAAGAGCAGGAUGAGGAGGACAUGGAGGAAUGGAUAAAAUGGGAGAAUCAGAACGAUGGGAAGGUUGAGAAAGAAGGAAGGGAUGUAACAGACGGCAAGGACAAAAUAGACUCGAAAGAAGAGAAGGAUUGGAAGGAAGAGGAAGACGUGCGCGACUUCAUAUACCAUGGAUUCACCAAAGAGCAGAAAAAUAAAACGCAUAAUUCCAUCGAUACAGAGAUAAUCAGUUCUGGGGAUGACGCGAAUUGGGAGAAGGAGAACGACGAAAGAGGCUUUUUAUCUGCAGCCGACGAACAAGUAUUGAUGAAAAGACGAAGGCGCGGUGCUAAGAAUUCACCCUCUGGUGAACAAGCCGCACAAGAAAAAGGACGAGCACGGAGAGACGUGAAGCGACAAGAGCAAACGAAACGGACGCAUAGUGCCCAAGAUGACAAACAAGGCAGCGAUUCAAGUUCUGCAGCAGGUGAUGAGCACAGGGGACAACACUGUGGGGAGAAAAAGGAACAUCUGGAAGGACUCAGGGAGGAACAAGAGGAAGAACGACGUGGUAGAGAUAAGAUUGAUCAAGUUGAAGGACGAAGUAAACAGAUGCAGGAUUCAAAGAAAGGAUGGAGCACAGAUAAGGAGGACACUGACGCAAUGAUAGGAGAAAUAGGUGAGGGGAAAGAAUCAGAUAGGGGGGAUGAAGAAAAAGGGGGAGAGAACGAGAAGAGCGAAGCGAAAAACCCAGAAAAUGAUGAACCACAGAGGAGUAGAAAAUCCAAGGCAAACAGGAAAAAAAGGAUGAGAUAA
Plasmodium fragile is the source of this 6639-nucleotide messenger RNA. RefSeq lists its product as uncharacterized. The transcript has 2 exons. The record is from RefSeq and is a predicted model, not a curated record. NCBI's taxonomy places the organism in Eukaryota, Apicomplexa, Aconoidasida, Haemosporida, Plasmodiidae. The coding region runs from base 1 to 6639 and encodes 2212 amino acids.